AUGAGCAUUUACUUGUCGAUAGAAAUGGAAAUGUGCAUUGGAGCAGCUGUCCAAGAAAUCAGUGAUAUUGCGGGACCUGCAAGGGACUAUUGGAAUCACGUUGAUGUCCAUGCGCUGUGCGGAAAUUCCCCAGACCUAGUCGAAUUUCAUGAAACUUCGCCUUUCCUCGAAUGCACUAUGCCGCGGCGGAGUUUCAGAGCUUCUGCUCCUAUCACUCUUGGAUACCACUUGUCACACGAAAACUCGGUAAACGAAGCUGCGUGUGCUGGUGACCAGGGCAAGUGCCUGUAUGAAGUUGCGUCGCACGCCGCUAGGGACUGA
This is a messenger RNA of Fomitiporia mediterranea MF3/22, 321 nucleotides long. RefSeq lists its product as uncharacterized. The record is from RefSeq and is a predicted model, not a curated record. NCBI's taxonomy places the organism in Eukaryota, Fungi, Basidiomycota, Agaricomycetes, Hymenochaetales, Hymenochaetaceae. The transcript is spliced from 2 exons. The coding region runs from base 1 to 321 and encodes 106 amino acids.